Messenger RNA from Limanda limanda (common dab), 3507 nucleotides. RefSeq names its product proton myo-inositol cotransporter-like. The coding region runs from base 88 to 1908 and encodes 606 amino acids. Gene Ontology annotation, biological process: transmembrane transport. The record is from RefSeq and is a predicted model, not a curated record. NCBI's taxonomy places the organism in Eukaryota, Metazoa, Chordata, Actinopteri, Pleuronectiformes, Pleuronectidae. Gene Ontology annotation, cellular component: membrane. Gene Ontology annotation, molecular function: myo-inositol:proton symporter activity. The transcript has 11 exons.
UGGGACAACUGCUCACUUCCUGUUUGUACCGAACUCCAGCAGCAGACACAAGCUCGUCUCAGCUCUGACAGGUACAGCCGCGAGCACAUGAGCAGCCUUGUGGUCAGCAGGAGGCAGAAAUCAGAGAGUGAUGGAGGGCGGAGUCUCAUUGAGGACUCAGCCACCAGUGGGGAUCGUCUCUUGGACCAACAUGCAUCCACACCGGGGUUCGUCUACGUGUUGGCCUUCUUCUCUGCCCUUGGAGGAUUCCUCUUUGGGUACGACACCGGGGUGGUUUCUGGGGCCAUGCUGCUCCUGAAGAAGGAGAUGAACCUGAGCGCCCUCUGGCAGGAGCUGCUGAUUUCCAGUACCGUGGGGGCCGCAGCAGUGUCCGCCCUAUGCGGUGGCUUCCUGAACGGCUUGCUGGGGCGCAAGGUUUGCAUCCUGAUGUCCAGUUUCAUCUUCACCAUCGGCGGCAUCAUUUUGAGCUGUGCCCCAGACAAGGUGGUCCUGCUUGUCGGCAGAAUCACUGUUGGUUUGGGCAUAGGUAUUGCUUCAAUGACAGUUCCUGUGUACAUAGCUGAAGUUUCCCCUCCACACCUAAGAGGUCAGCUGGUCACCAUCAACUCCCUCUUCAUCACUGGUGGCCAGUUCAUUGCCAGCGUGGUGGAUGGAGCUUUCAGCUACCUGAGACAUGAUGGCUGGAGGUUCAUGUUGGGUCUGUCCAUUGUUCCAGCAGUGCUGCAGUUCGUCGGCUUCUUCUUCCUCCCGGAGAGCCCUCGAUGGCUUCUCCAAAAGGGCCGGAGCCAGGAGGCUCUUCAAGCUCUGAGUAAGAUAAGAGGAGGCCAGAACGUUGAGGAAGAGUACGACACCAUCAGAACAAGCAUCGAGGAAGAGGAGAAAGAGGCUGGUGGAGGAGGUUUUGUUAUUUUGCGGAUCAUUAGCCAUGGUCCGACUCGCAGGGCUCUCUUCGUUGGCUGUGGCCUCCAGAUGUUUCAGCAGCUGUCUGGGAUUAACACUGUCAUGUACUAUAGUGCAACCAUUCUGCAGAUGGGGGGGGUGCGGGACGAUAAACAGGCGAUCUGGUUAGCUGCUGCAACGUCUGCUACCAACUUCGUGUUCACACUGCUUGGAGUCUGGCUUGUAGAGCGAGUGGGUCGCCGGAAGCUGACCCUGGGCAGUCUUUUAGGUACUGGUCUGAGUCUCACUGUGUUGGCAGUUGGGUUCUUGCUAUCUGCCCAGAACUCCCCGCCCGUCACCCUGCACCCAGCUGAAGCUCAGAACUCCACCUGCAGACAAUAUGGGUUCUGUGAAUUCUGCAUGUUGGAUCCCAGCUGUGGAUUUUGUUACCGUGACAAUGGAACCGACGUGUACAAUUCCUCCUGCAUUCCUGUUAACCAAGCAUCCACAGAUCAUGCAGCGUGGGGAAGUUGUUCCAACCAGACGGGGGCAAAUGACAGUUCACUAUGGGCGUACAACUACUGUCCCACAUCCUACUCCUGGAUCGUCCUGUUGGGGCUCAUUCUCUACCUUGCGUUCUUUGCACCAGGUAUGGGCCCGAUGCCUUGGACAGUGAACUCUGAGAUCUACCCACUGUGGGCUCGCAGCACCGGGAAUGCCUGUUCAGCUGGGGUCAACUGGAUCUUUAACGUACUGGUGUCUCUGACCUUCCUUCACAUCGCUCAGUUUCUAACCUAUUAUGGGGCAUUCUUUCUGUACGCAGGCCUGGUGGUGCUGGGGCUCCUCUUCGUUCAGGGCUGCCUCCCGGAGACCCAGGGCCGGCAGCUGGAGGACAUUGAGAACUUGUUCACCGGUCCGCUCUGCUCCUGUGGAGACUCCUCACACGUCGGCAGUCGCCACGUGCAGUACAUCCGGGUAAAAGGCAGCAACGUCCUCCUCUCUGACAAUGAAGCCUCAGAUGUAGAGUAGACUGGGAAGACUGUCCUCUCUGGCUUUGGGUGUUCCUGUCUUGGAAAGACUGCUCAUGUGGGGAUGGGAGGAAAGGUAACUUUGCUCUCUGGUAGCUGCAAUCAACCCUUAGCCAAAACAAAGGCUUGAACUCUCAAACGAAUGACCACAUCUGGUGCUUUUCUUUUCUCUGGAGACUCAUAAGUUGCCUCUGUUGUUUCUUUCAGAGUUUUUCUGUGGUUCAUUCUCCUCAUUUCCCACCGUUUCCUCUGUCAUCAUUAAGAGUAACACUGAAGUAGUGUUCAUAUGAGAUAAUUAUUAUCCAGGGAAAGUUACAGUUACAGUUCAGACUAUAGGAUUUGGACACAGAGAUUUAAUGUAUUUGUUUGAAUACGAGCACACAGACCUAUUGAUAAUUCACAUUUUGAUUCUGAAUGUCCUGAAGCACAGGGCCUGAACAACAAAAAUAUGUUACUGUCCAAAUACUUAAGUCUGGGUUUGUGUUUAAGAAAAUGAAAACUGAAAACAUGAAUACUGUUUUCAACCAAAUUUAAGCACAUGAACUUUAAGGAAUGAUAUAAUUUUUUCCAGCAAGUAGCAUUUUCCUUUCUUCAGUCUGUUCAGAAACCAAAUAACCUGGUUGCUGACUCACCUUUUCCUCAGCCUUUCCUAAUGUCAAGACAAUCUAACUUCCAGAAGAAGAACACUUUACAUGAUUUUAGUUAGAUCAUUUCGUCUUUUGAAAGCACCAGCAUACCAGCAAUGAUGUGUUUGAAUACCAGCACACAGACCUAUUGAUAAUUCACAUUUUGAUUCUGAAUGUCCUGAAGCACAGAGCCUGAACAACAAAAAUAUGUUACUGUCCAAAUACUUAAGUCUGGGUUUGUGUUUAAGAAAAUGAAAACUGAAAACAUGAAUACUGUUUUCAACCAAAUUUAAGCACAUGAACUUUAAGGAAUGAUAUAAUUUUUUCCAGCAAGUAGCAUUUUCCUUUCUUCAGUCUGUUCAGAAACCAAAUAACCUGGUUGCUGACUCACCUUUUCCUCAGCCUUUCCUAAUGUCAAGACAAUCUAACUUCCAGAAGAAGAACACUUUACAUGAUUUCAGUUAGAUCAUUUCGUCUUUUGAAAGCACCAGCAUACCAGCAAUGAUGUGUUUGAAUACCAGCCUCAUAAUAUGUAGUUAUAGAUUCAUAAAAUAUAAAACCUUAUGAACAUUUUAUAUCUUAUUUGUUGAAAUCCUCUUCAUAUUCCGAUAACCAUUGAUUAAUAAAAUUGUCUUUAAAAAAAAUGGAAAAAGGUCCUUGUGAGAAUUACAACCAGUUAUUUAAUUCAGACCAAUUUAGAUGAAUUGCUGGCGUUCCCUAUAAUUUCCCUAUAAAAGCUUUGCUGGUGUGGCUGAAUCCGGUGAUUGGUGGUUGCUAAUGUUGUAUACACAGUGUGAGAGUUUGCACUUUAUGAACCAAAAAGGUGUGUUUUUACAUUUUUUUAAUAUAUUUUUGUAUGUCAGAAUAUAAGAAUGAGUUGCCUAAAUCUUUGAUUUUCUAGCAAGGUUCGGAAAGCAGCUCGGCACAGUAUGGAGCAGUGGGGUCAGACAGUGCCAUAGCCUAUAUAACUGUGA